AUGGCAAAAGCGUCAAAAGCCACCAAGAAGUUUCAAACGAAGCAUUUGAAGCACACGCUGGACCACAGGAAGAAGUUGAAAAACCAUGCCAAGAAGACGAAAGGACGCAGAGGCAACAAAUCCGAACAGGAAAAGGAGGAGGCAGCUUUGACAAAAGAAGAACAGAAAAUGCGUGACUCGGCGAAAGAAGAGGUAUUCAAGGAUAUGAGCGUUGAAGACUUUUUUGCCGGCGGCUUCGAAGUGCCUAAGAAGCAGGGUAAAGGUAAGCGUGGCAAGGAGAAUAAGCCCGAGGAAAAGCAGCAAGAGGAGGAGGACGUCUCUUCAAGUGAGGAUGAAGCGGGGAUGGUGGAAAACAUGGCCGGUUUGGCCGAAAAGGACCCUGAAUUUUACAAGUACUUGCAGGAAAAUGACCAGGAGUUGUUAAAUUUCGAAGGUACUAACCCGUUGGACGCAAUUAGUGACGGCGAAGAUGAAGAUGACGAUGGUGAAGACAUGGUAGAUGGAAGUGGACUAAAGGAAGGAGUCAGUUCAAAAUCCAACGGACAGUCAGACGAUGUCGACAAGACUACGACCGAAGUUGACCUGAAACUCGUUAAAAAGUGGAAGAAAGAGCUGGGUGCGUCCUCUCUCAGCAUCAAACUGGUAAGAAAUAUUGUUUCUGCCUUUAAGGCCGCUGUGAACGCUAACAGAGAAGACUUGGUGGAUACUUACAAAUUUGCCGUCAUUGACGGCAAGGCUUUCCAAGAGCUCAUGUUCCUUGCGCUAAAAGACAUGCCAGCCGCUAUUUUGAAGGCACAUCCAUAUCAAAUCACGAAAGGGGCGAGGACGCUUCCGAACAAUUCGAACGUCACUAAAGUUUCAAGUGUGUUGAAAUCUCACGCUGGCUCCAUGAUCACCAUGCUUCACGACAUAACUAACACAGGGUCUGCCGCAUUGGUGUUGCACUCAUUGGAUCAAAUUCUGCCAUAUUUCUUGUCCUACAGAAGAAUCAUAAAAGAAAUUGUCAAAAGUGUUGUUGAGUUGGGAGCUACGACAAGAGACCUGGAAACUCAAAUCACAGCUUUUGCUUUCUUGAAUAAUGCAUCAAGGGAAUUCAAGAAAUCAAUUCUAGACACAGUUCUCAAGACUACUUACUCGUCUUUCAUCAAAAGCUGUCGUAAAACGAACAUUCGUACGAUGCCCUUGAUUAACUUUCAGAAAAAUUCGUCUGCAGAAUUAUUUGGCAUUGACGAAGUUCUGGGGUAUCAAAUUGGUUUUGAAUAUGUCAGACAAUUGGCCAUUCACUUGAGGAAUAGCAUAAAUGCAACAACUAAGAAGUCAGCUAAAGUCAACCCUGCUGAGGCUUAUAAAAUUGUUUACAACUGGCAGUUUUGUCACUCGCUAGACUUUUGGUCCAGAGUAUUAUGUGCUCAGUGUAAUCCUGAAAAGGAAAACGGUACCGAGUCACAGUUGAGACAAUUGAUUUACCCACUUGUUCAGGUCACAAUUGGUGUUAUUAGGUUGAUCCCCACUGCCCAAUUUUUCCCUUUGAGAUUCUAUCUGAUCAAAUCGCUCAUCAGACUUUCCCAGAACACCGGAACUUUCAUUCCAAUUUAUCCACUCCUCUCAGAGAUAUUGUCCUCGACCGCUUUCACCAAGGUGCCCAAAAAGAAGUCUACUCUGCCUGCCUUUGAUUUCGAACACAACAUCAAAUGUAACCAAGGUUAUUUGGGCACCAAGGUUUAUCAAGACGGCCUAGGUGAUCAAUUCAUUGAGUUAAUCUGCGAAUACUUUGUUCUGUACUGCAAGAGUGUUUCUUUCCCUGAGCUAUCCACCCCCGCUUAUAUUGCUCUGCGUCGCUACAUCAAGUCUUCGAAGAACAGCAAGUUCAACAAGCAAGUAAGCAAUGUGCUCGAGAAACUGAAACAGAAUUCCGACUUCGUUCUCAACAAAAGAUCUGAGAUUGAUUUCAGUCCUACCAAUAGGGCCGAGGUUGAGCGCUUUUUGAAUGACUUAGCAUGGAACAAAACCCCAUUGGGUUCUUACGUUGCUGUCCAGCGUGAGGUCAAGGAAGAAAAGGCCAGAAUUCUAAGAGAGAGUGUUGCUGAAGAUGAUGAAGAAAGCAAUGUCCAACAGCCAUCGGAUGAUGACAUGGAAGACGUCCAAAUGUCGGACAGUUCCGAUAAUUGA
This is a messenger RNA of Lachancea dasiensis, 2169 nucleotides long. NCBI's taxonomy places the organism in Eukaryota, Fungi, Ascomycota, Saccharomycetes, Saccharomycetales, Saccharomycetaceae. The record is from the annotation of a GenBank genome assembly.